UGUUAUAGGCACAACAAAUUCUUCUGUGCUUACCUUACAGCAGUCUCUGUGUUCUCCAGGCUUGUCUGGAAAGGCUGUCAGCAGUCCCUGGGGGUGGAUGACUUGUGGCCAGUGAGGAAAGAGGACUCCGCUGAAGAAAUUGUUGCCUGUGCUGAAAGAGAGUGGAAGAAGUGUCGUAGCAGAACCCAGCAAAAAACGGAGUCUGCUACAUUUAAGAAGGGUCAGAAGAGUGAAACUGGCAUAGCAGAAUCUGAAGAGACAGAGGUUCUACUGCAAUCAGAGUACAGUCAGAGCGGGCCCUUACUGAAAGCAUUUUGGAGCAUGUUUGGAACCUAUUUCCUUCUUAGCACUGCCUGCUUAGUUAUCUGUGAUGUAUUCUUGUUCUCCGUCCCAAAGUUACUGAGCCUUUUCCUGGAGUUCAUUGAAGAUGAAGAAGCACCUAGCUGGCAUGGCUAUUUCUAUGCCUUCGCUAUGUUCCUUUUGGCUUGUCUCCAGACUCUGUUUGAACAACGGUAUAUGUACAUGUGUCUUGUUCUGGGGUUAAGACUGAAAACUGCAGUUACAGGGCUUGUGUACAGGAAGAUCCUAGUUAUGUCAAACGCAUCAAGGAAAGCAGCAACAGUGGGUGAAAUUGUUAAUCUGGUGUCUGUUGAUGUCCAAAAGCUAAUGGAUCUGAUUAUCUAUUUCAAUGGGACCUGGCUUGCUCCUAUUCGGAUUAUCAUCUGCUUUAUCUUCUUGUGGCAGCUUCUUGGGCCAUCUGCCUUGGCUUCAAUUGCUGUAUUCUUUUUUCUUUUGCCUCUGAAUUUCAUGAUCACUAAGAAGAGGAGUCAGUUUCAGGAACAUAGGAGGAUUCGAAGCCUGCCAAGCUUCUUGAAGUUUAGGGAGACCCAGAUGAAGCAUAAAGAUGAGCGGGCCAAACUCACCAAUACCAUUCUCAGCGACAUUAAAGUAAUCAAACUGUAUGGCUGGGAGAAAACGUUCAUGGAGAAAGUGCUUGGUAUCCGGAAGCAAGAACUUCAGGCCCUAAAAAGAUCUCAGAUUCUCUUCUCAGCAUCUCUAGCUUCUUUCCAUUCAUCGACUUUCCUGAUUGCAUUUGUCAUGUUUGCUGUCUACACCCUGGUGGAUAACACACACGUGCUGGAUGCUCAGAAGGCCUUUGUAUCUUUAACACUGAUCAAUAUUCUCAACACUGCGCAUUCCUUCCUGCCAUUCUCCAUAAAUGCUGCUGUCCAGGCCAAAGUGUCUUUAAACCGCUUAGCAGCUUUUCUGAAUCUGGAAGAACUAAAUCCUGAGAGCUUAAGCAGAAACACUUCUGACUGUGUACAGGCAAGUAUCAUCAUAAGAAACGGGACUUUUUGCUGGAGCAAAGAAACUUCUUGUCUUAGAAGUAUAGAUCUUACUGUACCCCAAGGCUCCUUGCUUGCUGUAGUUGGCCAGGUGGGUGCUGGAAAGUCCUCCUUGCUGUCAGCGUUACUCGGUGAGCUGGAGAAGACAGAUGGCUGCGUGACCGUGAAGGGCACUGCAGCUUAUGUCCCCCAGCAAGCUUGGAUACAAAAUGCUUCGGUGGAAGAUAAUAUUCUGUUUGGGAAAGAGAUGGAUGAAACAUGGUUCAAUAGAGUGAUAGAUGCUUGUGCACUACAACCUGAUUUAGAGUGCUUCCCUGCAGGGCGGAAGAGUGAAAUUGGAGAGAAGGGAAUAAACAUAUCUGGAGGGCAGAAGCAAAGAGUGAACCUUGCUCGUGCUGUGUACCAGAAGGCUUCAAUUUACCUACUAGAUGAUCCCCUCUCGUCUGUUGAUGCCCAUGUUGGACAGCACAUUUUUGAACAUGUUCUUGGACCCAAAGGCUUACUGAAGGACAAGACUCGUGUGCUGGUGACUCACACAAUCAACAUUUUGCCUCAAGUGGACAACAUUGUUUUUCUGGUGGAUGGAAUGAUCUCAGAAAUCGGUUCCUACCAAGCACUUCUACAGAGAAAUGGAGCCUUUGCAGAAUUUCUUCAUUCACACAUUACUGCAGAAGAGAAGGCAGGCACUGGUUUUCCAGCUAUAGGAGACACCAGAUUCAUCAUCACCUCUAGAAAUGGUCCGUCACAGGAGAAGUUCUCUAGUGACAGUUCAGUCAAAUCUUCUGCUAUGGAAAGGGAGACCAUUCCUGUAAGUCAAGACUGUACCACUGCUGCAGCCACCAAAGGAAGAUUAACCAAGGGAGAGAAAACUCAGCAUGGCAGGGUUAAUGCUUCGAUUUACGCAGCCUACCUGAAGGCGACAGGCUUACCACUGUGUGUGUACAUCAUUCUGUUGUUCACCUGUCAGCAAGCUGUGUCAUUUUCUCGUGGUUACUGGCUCAGCAUUUGGACAGAUGACCCUGUUCACAAUGGGACACAACAGCACACAGAGAUGAGAGUUGGAGUCUUCUGUGCACUAGGAGUCGUUCAAGCCCUUGUCAGAUUUGUCUCUAUAGCAGCAGUCCUUCUAGGUGGCGUGUUAGCGUCACACAAGCUGUUUCUGCAGUUGCUGAGGAAUGUUGCGAGAUCCCCAAUGGUCUUCUUUGAGCAAACACCCAUUGGAAACUUGCUGAACCGCUUCUCCAGAGAAAUGGAUGCUAUUGAUUCUGUCAUCCCUGACAAAGUGAAGUCCUUGCUGGGAUUCUUGUUCAACUUGAUGGAGAUCUACCUUGUGAUAAUCGUGGCUACACCAAAGGCGGCAAUGGCCAUAGUGCCCUUGACCGUUCUUUAUGCUGCAAUCCAGCACUUCUACGUUAUCACCUCCUGCCAACUGAGACGCAUAGAGGCUGCCAGUCGGUCACCCAUUUACUCCCACAUCUCAGAAACUUUCCAAGGGAGCAGUGUGAUCCGUGCUUACAAGGACCAGGAGAGAUUUAUUUUGAAGAGCAAUUUUCUAGUGGAUGAGAAUCAGCGAAUAUGCUUCCCUGGAGCAGUUGCUGACAGGUGGCUUGCUACAAACCUGGAGUUUCUAGGCAAUGGCAUCGUGUUGUUUGCAGCACUGUUUGCAGCAAUGGGCAGAACACAUCUCAGUCCAGGAACUGCUGGUUUCUCUGUUUCAUAUGCUCUUCAGAUAACUGGUGUUCUGAACUGGCUGGUGCGCUCCUGGACGGAGAUAGAGAACAACAUUGUUUCUGUGGAGAGAGUGAGAGAAUACUUGAGAACUCCUAAGGAGGCACCCUGGACUCUGAAUGGCAAACUUCAAGAUCAAGUUUGGCUCACUGAAGGAAGAAUUGAAUUUAGAAACUACAGUUUGCGAUACAGGCCAAAUUUGGAGUUAGCACUGAAACGUGUCAAUCUAACCAUCAAUGGGCAAGAGAAGAUCGGCAUAACUGGAAGAACAGGAGCUGGGAAAUCUACUCUUGCUGUAGGAUUGCUGCGAUUAGUGGAAGCUGCGGAAGGAGCGAUCCUAAUUGAUGGACUAGAUAUUGCUCAACUAGGUCUCCAUGACCUCAGAACCAAGAUAGCUGUCAUUCCCCAGGAUCCAGUUUUGUUUUCUGGCUCUUUAAGAAUGAAUCUCGACCCAUUGAACCGAUACACUGAUGCAGACAUCUGGACAGCUCUGGAACUGACUCAGCUCAAGAACUUUGUUGCAGACCUGCCAGAUCAGUUGGAAUCUAAGUGCACUGACCAAGGGGAGAACCUAAGCACCGGUCAGAAACAGCUGGUUUGUCUGGCCAGAGCACUUCUUUGGAAAGCCAAAAUCCUCAUUCUAGAUGAGGCCACAGCAGCAGUAGAUUUAGAAACUGAUCUGCAGAUUCAGUCCGCCCUGAAGACUCACUUCAGAGACAGCACGGUGUUAACAAUAGCUCACCGGAUAAACAACCUCAUGGACUGCGACAGGAUUUUAGUCUUGGAAAAUGGUCAGAUAGCUGAAUUUGAUACUCUGGAAAACUUAAUAGCUCAGAAGGGACUGUUCUACAGACUGAUGGAAGAAUCGGGCCUUGCGUGACUCACUGACAGAGUAUACCAUAAUGCCACUUCUAUCAGGAAUAAUUGAUCUUUAAUUGAGUUAUCUUGGUUUCGCUCUAAAAUGCUUGCCACUCAACCAAAUCUUGUUUGAGCUAUAACCGCAGUGAGCAGAUGAAAGGGAUGGAAAGGGAUACCUGUUAUUUCCAUAGGAAACUUAGCAAUUCCAUUUUAAUUAUGUUUCCAGAUACCAAAACCUCACCCUUCUGUUGAAUAUGAGCCAGUCUGACCUUAAUGGCCUUGUUGCUUUUAUGGUAUAAAAGCAAACAAGCCAAAAGAAAAAGACUACAGCAUUUCUGAUUUAUACUAUAAAUGGAGCCCAAAUAUACUGCCAUACUUGAAGAUUACACAGAUUAAGAGCCAACAAGAUUUUAUGGACAGCAAACAAGGAUUUCACUGAUACCAAGCAAACUUAACUGUUUACAGCUUGCACUAAGUUCCAGGCAGAACAAAUAUAGUCUUUUGCCCAUGUCUUAAGGACUGCUCACCCGAGCACUGUUUUUACACAAGUAUGGGGGACUCCAAGGCAGCGGCUGGAUCUCAUCACCCAAAAUGCACAAAACUGGGGGAGUAGGGAAAAGGAAGCGGGAUGCCACUAAGCACGAGAGCUUACAGCUGCCCGCGGACUGCCUGUUGUCACAGCUGGGGAUCAGAUCCGCUUCCUCUCUUUCUGUGUCAGCUUUGGAGGAGCCCCUGAGUGAAUGACGCUGUGCCAGGGGCUAACAGACUGGCCAGAGGAAGGGAGCCAGCUUAGCCACGGGCUCGCUGAUGCAGGAGAGAGUAACUUGUCUUGGAGUGGCCAGCAGAGCAUGUCGUUCCUCCUGCUUGAAGGCUUGGAACAGCCUUUCUGCCAAAUGCCAGUUGGUCACAGUGGAGCAUGUCCAAACACCGACACCAACGUUUCCAAAUUGAAUUUGGCCACAAGGAAUUCACAGGGUGGAAAGUGUCCUCCUCUGAUCCCUGCAGCGUGGCAGUCUGGCACAUGGGGAAAGUAGCAGGGACUCACCUGUUGAGCUGGUGGUUCAUUCCUGGUUUUCUUCUUGAGUGGAGUUUACCUCCUGCAUGCGUGCCCCGGCGUCGCAGAGCCUCUGGCAUGGUCACCUUUCAGAUGUUACUUUAACAAACCAAAAUGGCAGCUGAAAGCAAAGCCUUCCUGGGCUUCCCGCAGUGACAAGGAGCUGCGGUCAGAGCUGCCCCCAAGCCUCAGGAAUCCCAACAAGAAAAUGUAACAAACAAAUCACACUGUGAGAUACUGCUGUUUACUAUCACUUUUGUUAAAGCACUUCAUUUUCUAGAAAGCUGAAAUAAAAAUAGAAUCAAGUACUGAAAUGUGUCUCUUCAGUAAGCAAAAGUAAAUAUAGUAUAAAAACAAGUAACGGGGGAGGGGAUGGGAGAGUUCAAAUCGGCAGGAAUCAACCCACACCAGCAAAACCCAGCAGUUUCUUCUCUGGCAGCUGUUCAGUAGCCUCUUCACCCACGUUAAGAGUAGUUAAGAGUUUCUGCUGGACAAGCGCCUGCGAUACCGAAGUCCAGUGGCUGCUGCCGUACUGGUGCUCAAAUACCAGGAAAGAGGCAGUAUUUUCCCUCUGCUUUCUCCAAACCUUACUCGAGGGCAGAGACAAAAAAAAAUUUCCAACAACAAAGUUAUGAGCGCUCUAAAGGUUUAUCAAUGGAUCUCAAAACCAGGAGCAUUUAGACCUAGUGACACAAAAGUUUGGUAUUUUAACUGAGGUCAAAGAGAAAGAGAAGUGCCCGUGUUGCUGGGCAAUUCUGAAACAGACAUCUUUUAGCAUACCUUAAUCUCUGAUAUAAACAUCUUUUAAAUGCUUGCUUUCAGUUCCUAAGUUGGUAAUGAAGAGAGAAGGCAAUAGAAGGAGAAAAUAAUCAAAACAUUCUUUCACACUGGUAAUCUUUGAAAGGGCGCAGUUUUGCUGUCGGCUUGCACGAAGUACAAGCAAGCAAAAAUACUGUCAGCUUUCACAGGUCACGCUGUGCUGAGAAGGCAAAAGAAAAGGGAUUCCCAAAAUUACAUGUCAACCCCCUG
Chroicocephalus ridibundus (black-headed gull) is the source of this 6015-nucleotide messenger RNA. RefSeq names its product ATP binding cassette subfamily C member 6 (gene ABCC6). Gene Ontology annotation, cellular component: membrane. NCBI's taxonomy places the organism in Eukaryota, Metazoa, Chordata, Aves, Charadriiformes, Laridae. Gene Ontology annotation, biological process: transmembrane transport. The record is from RefSeq and is a predicted model, not a curated record. The transcript has 26 exons. Bases 322 to 3954 code for a protein of 1210 amino acids. Gene Ontology annotation, molecular function: ATP hydrolysis activity; ATP binding; ABC-type transporter activity.